CCCUGCAUGUUUCAAAUUCCCACCACUUUUACUCACGCUCACAGUCAUGAAGGGGAAUCAAACUUGGUGCGCCGCGACGGCAGAGAUCAUGUUGCUGAUGUGGGUUUGUGUCGCCAUCAUGAUCCCAGAGGAGACUGACGGAGCGUUGCUGGUCCGCCACGGAGAUGUCCUGGGACAGGAAGUCAGCGGAGCCACAGUUUCUAGGGCACUACAGAAAAGAAGCGCAGAAGCAACGCAUCAGGUGGAGGUCCACAAGUUUCACGUCACCAGCUCUGUGACGUCUCGAUUCGCCCACACUGUCAUGACCUCCACAGCCUGGAACAGGGCCAACAUCUCACAGGAGAUCUUCUUCGAGGUGGACCUUCCCAAGACGGCCUUCAUCACUCACUUCAGCAUGGAGAUCGACGGGAAGACCUACGUCGGUGAGGUGAAGGAGAAGGAGAAGGCCAAGAAACAAUACGAUCAAGCCGUUUCUUCUGGAAAAACCGCCGGGCUGGUGAAGGUGUCUGGGAGAAAGAUGGAGAGGUUUUCAGUGUCUGUCAACAUCGCGGCGGAAAGCAGCGUCACUUUUACACUGACCCACGAGGAACUGCUGCAGAGGAAGCUGGGGCAGUACGAGGUUCUGACCCGCGUCACGCCCAAACAAGCCAUCCAGGACUUCCAGGUCAUCGUUGACCUCUUCGAGCCUCAAGGUCUCACGCUUGUAGAGGCAUCCACGACGUUCUUGUCCAACGAGCUGCUCCCCCUGGUGGAGAAGACUGUCACAGACACCACGGCCCACAUAUCCUUCUCACCCACGCUGGAGCAGCAGAGGACAUGUCCCCGUUGUGAUGGAACCAUUAUUGACGGAGACUUCAUCGUCAAGUACGAUGUCAAGCGAGUGCAAAGCCUCGGGGAAGUGCAGGUAGUGAACGGAUACUUUGUGCACUUCUUCGCGCCUCCCGACCUCCCCAGAGUGGCCAAGAACGUCGUGUUUGUGGUGGACCGAAGUGGCUCGAUGCGCGGACAGAAGAUUGCGCAAACCAGACAAGCUUUGACCACCAUUUUGAAAGACCUUCACGAAGAUGACCACUUUGCCAUCGUGACCUUCGACCACACGAUCAAACCCUGGAAAUCUGCGCUCAGCCGAGCUACGAAAUCCAAUGUGACAGCGGCCGUCAACUUCGUCAAAAGGCUGAAACAAGCUGGAUCGACGAACAUCAACGAUGCUGUGCUGAAGGCCGUGGACAUGCUGGUGGAGAAGCGGAGAGCAUCUCCAGGGAGGAGCAUGGACAUGGUGAUCCUGAUGACGGACGGGAUGCCAAACCAUGGUGUUAGCGAUCCAGAGGCCAUCCAGAAGAACGUGCGCGAAGCCAUGGGAGGAAACAUGACACUCUUCAGUCUUGGAUUUGGUAACAGUGUGGACUAUACCUUCUUGAACGUGAUGAGCAAACAGAACAAAGGACUGGCCCGUCGGAUCUUUGAAGCCUCUGAUGCUGCUCUUCAGCUGCAGGGUUUCUACGAGGAGGUCUCCAGCCCUCUGCUGUCCGAGGUUGAUCUGCGUUACCCUGAGGAUGCGGUCCAGUCUCUCACCAAGAACCACCACGACCACCUCUUCAAUGGCUCGGAGAUCGUGGUGGCGGGCCGGCUGAGCGGCAACAGCAUCGACAACUUCCUUGUGGAAAUUGUAGCCCAGGGGCCGGAGGCAGACUUCCACGAACAGGGAGUGGCUUCUGUCUCCUCUCUCCCUGACAAAGACUACAUCUUUGGGAACUACACGGAGCGCCUAUGGGCGUACCUCACCAUCCGACAGCUGCUGGAGAACAGUGAAGUUGGAGACGAGGAGAGCAAAGCCAAAGCCAGAGCCGAGGCACUGGACAUGUCGCUGCGCUACAGCUUUGUCACCCCGCUCACGUCCAUGGUGGUGACCAAGCCCACAACCGAGGACGGACCUGAGAGUCCGCUAGUCGCUGAUAAACUGACCGAGCAGCAGAGGCAGAGAGCAGAGAGUCGUGCAGGUUCACUCCCCACCUUACGACGACCCGUGGCUCGCUCAGGAGUCAGUAAGGCAAAACACUCCAGGUCUCAAGCUCAGUUUGAUGUGGACGGAGAUCCUCAUUUUUUGGUCGAGCUGCCAGAGAGAGACGACGCUCUGUGUUUCAAUGUCAACGGAGAACCAGGAGACAUCUUCAACCUCGUCAGUGACCCCAAAUCAGGGCUUCUGGUGAAUGGACAGGUGAUCAAGAAGAACAAAGCUUCGCCUGAUGGUCAAGUCAGCACCUAUUUCGGACGUUUCGGCGUCGUCCACUGGAGACUGGGCCUGAAGAUGGAGGUGACCACUCUGGGAGUCUCCCUCUUCUGGGAUGGCAGGUGGACCCCAUUUGAGUGGUGCAAUGUUGCGUCAUUCACAGAACCAAACAUUGAGCUGACCCUGACGCAGAACUGCAGCCUGAUCGUCUCCCUCAAACAUUCAGUCAAGUUCAUGAUCGUCCGACACACCAAGGUUUGGAGGAAACGUCACCAACAUCAGAUGUAUUUGGGCUUCUACACGUUGGACAGCCACCACUUAUCGUCGCAGGUCCAUGGCCUGUUAGGUCAGUUCUACCACGGCGUGGACUUUGAAGUGGCCAGUGUCGAUGGAGCUGACACCUUGUACGUGAAGGAGCAGAAGCUCAACGUGACCAGGAACGUGAAUCUGCUCUCUGGAGGUGAGUGAGAACUGCUGUGGAUGUAUCACCGGCGGACGAACACAGGGAGGCAGCAGUAACACGCACCCGUUGCUGACAGCUGUAAAGAUGAAGAUGAAAAGUUAGACUUUUAACUUUCUUGAAUAAUGGCCUUGAAACAAAGAGGAUCGUCUGAUGCUAGUUGUACAGCGAUUGCUCGUGUUUGUGCUUCCGUCUGUGGUUCUGAUCCACCUUGACCCAAAGUCCGGGUCUUGCAGUCCACCUAAGAUCUGACAGGUGAGUCUUGUUUUAAUAUCAAAUAUGUGGUCACAUGUAGCGUCAGAGGACGGUCUCUGUCAAAACCCACUGUAAACUAACAGUGUUUAAUCCUGUUUCUGAUUAAAAAUUAACCUCUUGCUCAUGCUCAAGUCAUAUCUGAGCUAGAAAUGACUUGAGCAUUUCCUUGGUUCAAUGGUCAGUUUCUAAAAACGGCUCUAAUUUUUCAACAUUUAACAGCAUAAAGCAGACACACUGUUUGAGACUUAAAGUAAGCUUUGUCUUCCACCUUCAUCUGAUCAGAGAUUUACUUGUAUAUUUUUCUUAUCUAUGACUGCCAUUGCGAUUGAAGCAAAUACAUUCAUGACUAGUUCGUAACAAAAAAGAAAAUAAGGCCGCACAAUGUCUUGUUUUGUGCCACCUGAGUCAUCGUGUUCUUCUAUGGGCUUCUUUAUUCAAGUGGGGAAAGUAUAGUUUCAAAUAAGGUUUCUGCAUGUCAUAAAUGAUUCAUGAAAGAAUGUGAAGGAAUCUGUCCAUCAGCGUUGUAAAGGACACACAAAGCCCUUCCACAAUAAAGUCCUUCAUGAAAAAAAAGAUAUAGUGAGCAAAACUCAGACACUCCAAUUUAAAAUAUUUUAAAUGUUGUCUUGCAAUGGGUGACGUGUGUCUGGUCUUUAUACUUAAAUAUAUUUAGUUCUAUGAUCCAGGUUUUCAUUAUAAGUUCGUGAAUACGCUGGUGCUUAUGAACUAUUUUUGUUUUUUGUCAAGUAUUCUGGCUCUUCUUCCCCAUAUUAAUUUGUGUUGAAGACCAACUGUACUGUUACAACCUCGCAGGUCUCAGGUUCCACCACUGUGGUUUGUGUGUGUGCUAAUCGGGCCGGGGUAAGUGCGUUGACCCCAGUCAUGUCGGAAGUUCAGAAGUUGAGAGGGAUUUUCUUAAGGGGAUCUUUGGAGGAGUGUUUGCCUGUGUGUGUCUGUCUCUUGCAUGUGUGUGUUUGUGUAAGGCCCGCUGAUCAGCCCCAGAUGUGCGGGCUCAGGGUGUCGGCUUCAGAGGGCCUCGCAGUAUUCCGUCCAGCCCCGGUCGCCACAGACUGGAGCGACUUCUUCACACAUGGCUGACAUUAACGUCGUGGCUGUUCAUCCCUCUGAUCCCCGCAGGUUUAGAAACAUCAGGUCGCUCCGGGCAGGAGGAUGUUCCUGUGAAGAUGUCGUCAGGUGACGCACGCAGGUCUGCUGCAGCUCCCGCAGAGAGCGCUAGAGAGCUGCCCCAGCGCGCCUGUCCUGAGUGAGCUGUUGCGCUGGAGCGUCUCCUCCUAACCGUCAAAAUCGUUCAUUCUCUGGCCUCACCCCUCUUCGGCUGUGACUACACAUGCGCUGCUCAGAGUCGAGAAGAAAGUCUGCUGCUGGUCUUGGUCAGAGACCUGGUCAGUCGAGGAGGAAGCCUUGUUAAACAUGUCACUUUUAUCAUCAAAUAUGACAAGGCACAUGUCUGCGUUUGUGAUGAGCAGAACAUUACUGAUAAAUGGCUCAAUUGUGACAGUUCAUGUUCUCCUGUUUAAAACCAACCAUCACAGUCACAUGUCCGCAAACCUAUUCACAAGAUUCCAUAUGUAAUGAUAACAUUUUAUGACUUUUAAAUCCAUUUAUUUCGGCAGUAUUUUCUAUUCUAGCAGCAUUUAUGACCGUGAUGUAAACUACAUAUCAGAGGCCAGAUCGCAGGGGCAGCGGCCAAAGGAAAGAGGGUCUGACUCCACUCUCCCUGGAAUUGUUAUCACCUGUGGUGUCGAAGAAUCUGGUCCAAUUUUCCAGGUCCCCUCCGCCCUCCUCCCGAUGCUGCUGUACCUUCUGUCCCUGAGUGAAUACUUGACAUUGCUGCUGCCAGCGGUGCGUGACGUGGAACACUGAGCGUUCAUUGUUGUGCACGCCAUGUGGGUGCAGCGGAAUGCAGGUUCUCUGUGUGUGGCUGCCGUGACAGGCGUGUGGCCGCCGACGCCAGCCAGCACGCUGAUUAUCUGUUCUGUUACACCUGACCGCCGUCCUCAUGCACACACACAGACACACUCACAUACACACACACACAACUCUAACUACACACAACUCUAACUAGAACUGGUCACGAGGAAAAGAUGAACGAAAAAAAACCCCACUAAAUAUAAAUUACAAUUCUUCAGUCAGCUGCCGUGCUUUUGUGUGUUACUACCUCUAAAACAACAACCUGAAAUGAUGAAGUGGGACGGUCUGUUUCAAUUUGUACACAGACCUUCGUUGUAUAGAUUUUCUAAAGUUAAAAAGUAGAGCUUGAAACAGACACCUGGAGAGAAGACGAGAAGUAGUGAAGAGAUUGCUCAACAUGGGCUCAAGUCAGGGGUCAUGAAGGUCGUCAUCGGUGUCCUUAACUGCUGACGGAAUGUUUUGGCGCGCAGCUCCUGCGUUAGUUGCCAACGGGCUGAACUGCAGCCGGGUGACGUCGCCGCGACCCUGGCGAAACGCUGGCCGCCCUCAGACAGCAGAGGUGAAAAGUUGAACCUGGUGUCGACCCUCUCUUGAGACAGGGCUUAGCUCUGAAGUCAGACGCGGGCCACAGGCACACGGAGGAUAUUCUCAAGUUCCUCCCCUCCUCCCCGGCACACACCCCCACACAAACACACACAAGGAAACAAUUUACAUCUGUGAUAAGACGCCGAACAUAUUUCCACCGUUUUAUCUCCUGUAGUUUGUUUGUUUUUCCGUCAUGAUAGAAGUUCCAGUGUGCGUUUGUCAGGCUGCUGGUGACCACAAUGGCAUGUCGUCCAGCAGGCGAGAGAGCGUCGAUCACUCUGCCGCCACAUCAAUGAGCAAACAAAGUUUCACGACAAAUUCAAGAGCUGUUUUUCUCUGUAAACUCUGGAGCUGCUUAGUCAUGAGCCUGCUGGUCGAUGGUUGCAGUGCUUCACGACCAGUGGAACGUUGCUUAACU
Messenger RNA from Synchiropus splendidus (mandarinfish), 5877 nucleotides. Its product is annotated as inter-alpha-trypsin inhibitor heavy chain H3-like. Bases 47 to 2695 code for a protein of 882 amino acids. The record is from RefSeq and is a predicted model, not a curated record. Gene Ontology annotation, biological process: hyaluronan metabolic process. Lineage: Eukaryota; Metazoa; Chordata; Actinopteri; Syngnathiformes; Callionymidae. Gene Ontology annotation, molecular function: serine-type endopeptidase inhibitor activity. The transcript is spliced from 21 exons.